Aspergillus niger is the source of this 867-nucleotide messenger RNA. RefSeq lists its product as uncharacterized. Gene Ontology annotation, cellular component: mitochondrion. The record is from RefSeq and is a predicted model, not a curated record. The transcript is spliced from 3 exons. NCBI's taxonomy places the organism in Eukaryota, Fungi, Ascomycota, Eurotiomycetes, Eurotiales, Aspergillaceae. The coding region runs from base 1 to 867 and encodes 288 amino acids.
AUGAGCUUACGACAGUCUCACCUAUCGCGCCUGUUCUCUCAAGCGUCGAGAAUUCUCCAAAAUGCGCCACCUGCAUCCACAACAACAAGGACAUCGUCCCUAUCCUCCUCCCCACUCCUAAGCCGCGCCUUCGGAAUGCCCAGCAGACGCGCAUUGAGCUUCCAGACCCGCAGCCCCUCGUCCUCCUCCCAAAUGAGAUUUAGGAGCGGCCAGAUUCAACAACCAGGGAACAUCUUCCGACGGUCGUUCUUCCGGUCCGCUCGGUCAAACAGCUCAGCGCAAUCAGAGCAGCAAGCACCCUCUCUUUCACAGCGGCUUCGCACGCUGUCGAAGGAGUACGGAUGGUCCGCGCUGUGGGUGUAUUUGAUCCUGUCGGCGGUGGAUUUCCCGCUCUGUUUUAUGGCUGUUCGGUUGGCUGGCGUGGAGCGGAUUGGCCACUAUGAGCAUGUUAUUUCGGAGUCGGUGAAGGGGGCUAUUCGGAAGGUGUGGCCUCCUUCGGAGGAGGAGGAGAAGGCUGCUGCUGCAUUGCAGAGUCAGGCGGAGCAGGAGUCGAAGGAGGCGAGUGAGGAUAAGGCCAAUGGUGGUGAAGCUAGUCUCUGGACGCAACUUGCCCUUGCCUAUGCGGUUCACAAGAGUCUUAUCUUUAUCCGGGUGCCCCUGACGGCUGCGAUCACUCCCAACGUUGUCAAGGUCCUGAGGGGCUGGGGCUGGGAUAUUGUCAAGGGUAGGCCGAAGGGCAUGACGCGCGCGCAGUGUCCUUCUCCACUCAGAGAUAUUGAGCCGGGUAUUUCUGUCAAUCAUGAUCGCCAAGAAGGACGACAGGGUACAAACGUUCAAGAAAGGAUGAGACGGGACAUUAAAGGAUAA